Messenger RNA from Spirodela intermedia, 2582 nucleotides. Lineage: Eukaryota; Viridiplantae; Streptophyta; Magnoliopsida; Alismatales; Araceae. The record is from the annotation of a GenBank genome assembly.
AUGACGAACAGUCGAAGCUUCGCCUUCCUCCUGCUUCUCUCUGUCUCCCUCGCCGCCUCCGCCACGGCCCUCUCCUUCGAGAGGGAAGACCCGGAGCUGCAGGUGUGCAGGCGCCAGUGCCGGCAGCAGAGGCAGCUGAGCGAGAGGGAGCAGAGGGAGUGCGAGCGCCGCUGCGAGGAUUACGCCCGUGAGAAGGAGGAGAGAGAGAGAGGGGAGCGCGGUAGAGAGAGAGAGGAUCUCCUCGGGGAGGAGCGGCCGGAAGAGCGGCUCCAGCAGUGUCAGCGGCGGUGCGAGGCGGAGCACGGCCGUGAUCCUGGCCAGCGCAGCCGGUGCCAGCGGAGGUGCCAGGAGCGAUACCAGGAGGAGCAGAGGGAGAGAGAGAGAGGCCGUGAGACCGACGACGAGAGGAGGGAAGAGACAAGGGAGCGUCUUCAGGUGUGCCGCAGGAAGUGCGAGAGGGAAGCGGAGGGUCCAAGGGAGGAGAGCGAGUGCCGCCGGCGGUGCCAGGAGCGCUACCAGGAGGAAGAGAGGAGAGAGGGCCGGGAAGCUGACCCACAGAGGGAAGAAGAAGAAGAAGAAGAGAGAGAGGGAGAGCGCCACCGAGGAGGGAGAAACCCUUACUUCUUCGACCAGGAGAGCUUCCAGCACCGCAUCAGGACCCAGCACGGGAGCGUUAGGGUUCUUGAGAGGUUUACCCGGAGGUCAGAUCUCCUCCGGGGGAUCGAGAAGUACCGUCUGGGCUUCAUGGAGUUCAACCCCAACGCCUUCGUGCUGCCUCACCAUCUCGACGCCGACACCAUCUUCUACGUCGUCAAAGGUAGACCAUUUCCCUCUGUUCCUCUCCUUCUUCCUCCUUCGACCUUCCGGCCUAAUAAUCCAUGGCGGGUGGUUCGCAGGAAGAGGAACGUUGACCAUCGUAAGGGAGGAGAACAACCGUGAGACCCUCGGCAUCCGCAAGGGAGACAUCCUCAGGAUCCGCGCCGGGUCGAUGGUCUACCUCGUCAACCAGGACGACAACGAGAAGCUCUUCAUCGCUAAGAUCCUGCGGACAGUCGCGACCCCGGGGGUUCUCAGGGUGGGUGAUUAGCCGAGAAGUCUUCCGCUGGUCAACUUCUUUCAGGUUAGAUUUUCUCAUCUUGCCUGUUCUUUCAGGAGUACUUCGCUGUGGGGGGCGAAAACCCAGAGUCCUUCCUACGGAGCUUCAGCAGCGAGAUCCUGGAGGCGGCCUUCAAGGUGAGUGUACACCGACUUCAUCUGGGUUCGAAUCCCACUGAGGGUUCCACAAGAGAUCAGAUCUUUUUGAGAAAAAACAGGAAUUUUCUUGUCCCUCCUGUCCAGGUGAUCAGAAAAGAAAGAAGAAAUGGUUGAUGUAUUCAAGAUAAUUACGUAUUUAACAAAGAAUGCGAUAUGAUAGUUCCGAGGGAUGAACCGGAUAUGGACAGCUCCAGAAAAAUUUUGUUCUUGAAGAAAAAUCCAUUUUGGAUUUAUUUCAUAUAAUUCUAUGACCGGAACAAUAGGGAACAAGGAUGCAGGUUACGGGUUCUUCCUCUGAGUUGACCAUUGAUGCUGGUGUUGCAGGCUCCGAGGGAGAGCUUGGAGAAGAUGUUCAGGCAUCAGAAAGGCGCCAUCGUCCAGGCGUCCAAGGAGCAGGUCCGGGCCAUGAGCCGCCGCUCGUCGGAGGGCGGCGGCCACUGGCCCUUUGGCGAGUCCAGCAGGACGUUCAACCUGCUCGGCAAGCGCCCUUCGAUCUCCAGCCGCCACGGACAGCUCUUCGAGGCCGACGCCGGCGACUACAGGGAGCUCGAGGACCUCGACAUCCAAGUCAGCUUCACCAACAUCACCGGCGUAAGUCCAGACCACCUCUUCUUCUUCUUCUUCCUCUUCCUUCCUCUUCCCCUUCCUCCUCCGGGGGGUGUAAGUUUAGACCGUCUAAUAACAAUUUCCGGUUUCCUCGAUAUUCUUCCACGCAGGGAUCCAUGGCGGCGCCGUUCUACAAUACGAGGUCGACCAAGCUGUCCAUGGUCGUGAACGGAGAGGGCUACUUCGAGAUGGCCUGCCCCCAUGUCUCCAGGGAGGGCGAGGAACGGAGGGAGAGAGGAGAGGAAGAGGGAGAGCGGAGGGAAGGGCAAGGCCAGCAGAGGCAAGUGCACUACCAGAAGAUGAGGUCUCGUCUGUCAUGCGGGACGGCCUUCCUCGUCCCAGCCGGCCACCCGGUCUCCAUCGUCGCAUCCAGCAACCAGAACCUGCAGGUUAUCUGCUUUGAGAUCAAUGCCAGAGACAACCGCAGGCUCUUCCUCGCGGGUACGCAUCAAUCACUCUCCUAGGUCUUCCUCCUCCAUCCUCUCAGACCUCCGUAAACCCUAAAUUCUGGUGGGGUUUCUACAGGGAAGAACAGCAUACUGAAGCAGCUGGAGAGGGAGGCGAAGGAGCUCUCCUUCAACGCGCCGGCGAAGGAGGUGGAGGAGUUCCUUGGCCGCCAGGAGGAGACGGCGUUCGUGGAUGGGCCGGAACGCCGUAGCGAGCAGCAACGUGAGGAGAAGCGUCUCCCGCUGGGUUCCAUCCUCGAUUUUGCUGGGUUUUGA